AUGAAUAUUUUGGUUCUGGUGCUAAAAUGCAUGUUAAUUGCGACAAUCACUGCGGAGGAGAAGAAAACCGUAAAAAGAGGUUUGGGAUUAGGCUACGGGUUUGGUGAACACGGGGGCGAUUUUGGUUAUCACGGAUCAUUUGACGGCGGACACUUUGAUGGACACCACGAACCAAUCCAUACCCAUACAGUUUACAAGAAGGUUCCGUAUGCUGUGCCAUAUCCCGUACCACACACCGUAACAAAACCGUACCCUGUACACUACCCCGUUAAGGUUCCGGUUGAAAUUCCCAAACCGUACAAAGUGCCUGUACCUAAACCCUAUCCUGUUACGAUAACGAAACCUUAUCCUGUCGUAGUUAAAAAACCAGUACCCUAUACCGUUAAGGUUCCAGUAAAAGUACCCGUUGCCGUACCCCAUCCGGUAACUAUACCCAAGCCAUAUCCCGUCACGGUUCACGAUCCGUACCCUGUAAAGGUACCCUACCCGGUGGUUGUUGAAAAGAAGAUACCUGUUGUACUACACGAUCACCACGACUUCGGCCUAGGGCAUGGUUUAGGGUAUAAAUUUUAA
This is a messenger RNA of Photinus pyralis (common eastern firefly), 573 nucleotides long. Its product is annotated as zinc finger protein 512B-like. The record is from RefSeq and is a predicted model, not a curated record. The transcript is spliced from 2 exons. The coding region runs from base 1 to 573 and encodes 190 amino acids. Lineage: Eukaryota; Metazoa; Arthropoda; Insecta; Coleoptera; Lampyridae.